CUGUUUGUUCCCACCGAGCUGUGCUUUAGGAAGCUGGCCAGCCGGGCCUCCUUUAGGUGCGCUGCAGCCUUUUUCAAAGCGAGUGAAUGUGGCCCGGCCCCUACAGUUCGCCAGGCCCGCUGUAAAAGGGUUAGAUUUCAGUCUGUAGACGAUCAGUGGGAAGGCCUUUCCUAGGAGGUAACCAGAACAGAGAGCUGUAAACUCCGUGAAUGCAAGAGGCUGCUUCUGUUACCUGAGUGGUUCUCACUCAUCUUUGCCUUCCUUACCUUGUGAUCUCACCAUUCCAGAUUGAAAUCAUGGCAGGUCCAGAAAGUGAUGCGCAAUACCAGUUCACUGGUAUUAAAAAAUAUUUCAACUCUUAUACUCUCACAGGUAGAAUGAACUGUGUACUGGCCACAUAUGGAAGCAUUGCAUUGAUUGUCUUAUAUUUCAAGUUAAGGUCCAAAAAAACUCCAGCUGUGAAAGCAACAUAAAUGGAUUUUAAACUGUCUACGGUUCUUAACCUCAUCUGUUAAGUUCCCAUGCCUGGAGAAGCUAAUGCCAACUCAUCAUGUGAUAAUUCAAUUUGUACAAUAAAUUAUGAACCUGGAAAA
Pan troglodytes (chimpanzee) is the source of this 593-nucleotide messenger RNA. It is a transcript of the gene ATP5MK, whose product is annotated as ATP synthase membrane subunit k. The record is from RefSeq and is a predicted model, not a curated record. Lineage: Eukaryota; Metazoa; Chordata; Mammalia; Primates; Hominidae. Gene Ontology annotation, cellular component: proton-transporting ATP synthase complex. The transcript has 4 exons. The coding region runs from base 297 to 473 and encodes 58 amino acids.